AUGGCGGCCGGAUUCCGGGGAAAGGUGCCUCCCAGCAAGUACCAGAGGGAUCAGAUAAUCCAGAUGAGGAAGGAUGCCGGCAUUACCUGGCGUUUUCUGCCUGGUCUUACCAAAUUACUAAGCUCGGAAGGCAUAGAAGUGUUUCUUCCAAAGCCACCUCCAAAACGGAGCGUGUUGGCAGUUUCCCCACGAGAGCUGGUAUUUCAGAACGUCGCUGCUCAUGAGGUCUCUGAAAUGGUGCUGUCUCUCAUUAACAAGGACCAGAUUGCUCGGAUGGUGAAGGUCUCCAUGGAGAGCUCACCUUACUUCCAGCUGGCCUGCCCCAGUGAUGUGUACCACAUCGUGCCACCAGGCGCCUCUGCCCCUCUGCGCAUCCGCUUCAGCCCCGACGAGAACAAGAAUUAUUCCCAUGAGCUCACCUGCACCACUGCAAAGGAGAAGAUCGUUGUGCCACUUCGGGCCAUUUUUGCCCGAGCCAUCCUGGACUUCCCUGCCCAGGUGGACUUCUCCGAGUGUCCGGUCAAGCACCGCACCCAGAAGAUUCUGCUGGUUCGCAAUGUCGGUAACCGGACAGCUCAUUACCAGCUGAGCACCCAGAGUCCUUUCUCCGUGGUGCCGAUCGCAGGAACUCUGGGUGCUGGGGACACCAUGCGGGUGACAGUGAGAUUUCAUGCGCUGACCAACGGGGACCAUUUUGGGUCCCUGGCAGUGUGCUGCAACCCAGGUGAAGAGAGUAUCCACACAAAGCUCCAUGGAGAAGCUGUAGAGCUCGAUGUUGCGUUGAGCACAAAUUCCAUCGAGGCUGGCAAGACCUUCAUCACCAUGGCAUACCAGACAACCGUGUUCCUGGAAAACAGGAGUAACAUCACAGCCCACUUCCAGUGGAAGGCUUUGCCUUCUGAGGAAGAUGACUAUGAAGAGAAGAGGAGGCAGAGUUUUUUGCUGCACCCCUCAGAUGAGGAGUGGCUGGAAAACUUCUUGGACGAGAAAGAAGUAGAGAAGGUGCAGGGCUUUUCUAUAGAUUUCACUACCCUCCUGAGAAGCAGGGUCGAGGAGAAGAAGAAAAGGGUGCACAAAGACCCCCUGCUGUUCGCCAGUGACAAUUUUUUCAUUGAGCCAUUGGAGGGAGAAAUUGAGCCCAAUAGUACGGCUGAAAUCACGGUGACCUUCGAACCCCUGGAAGCACUGGUGUAUCAAACUGUGGCUUACUGCCAUGUCUCAGGCCGUGAGAGCAGGAUACCCCUGUGCCUCAGAGGGGAAGGCCAAGGACCCUUGAUUGAACUCAGCUCUCCUAUACUGAACCUUGGGGAGAUUUUUAUCAACACCUCCUAUGUCUAUGAGGUGGAACUGAUUAACAUAGGAGCUCUUGAUGCUCCCUUCACCUAUAUCUCUUCAACCACAGAAGUGGACUUCUGCUUCAUGGUUGAACCCGAGCGGGGCAUGAUUGCACCAGGUGGGACCCAGACUGUUCAGAUCUCCUUCCAUACCACCGUGCUGGGGUGGUUUGAGGAAGAAUUUCAGUUCAGUGUGGCUGAAACUCCUACACCUGCGAUCCUGACCAUCAGGGGCAUCGUCACUGGACCGAAUUUACACUUCGACCUCCCUGACCUCGACUUCGGGGACAUCUCCUUUGGCUUUCCCUGCACCAAGAGCAUUUGCCUCACCAACUGCUCCGUGGUGCCCGUGACGUUCAAGCUCCGCAUGUCGGACGAUGGCACGCAGCCGGCUGUGAGCAGCUUUGAUCAAAUACACAAAGAAGGUGACCCAUCCUGGAGGAAGGGAAUUCAUUUCUAUGUGGAGCCAAGGGAGUUCACAAUGAAUCCCAGCCAAGGGACCAUCCCCUCCCAUGGGCGCCAGGACAUUGAGGUGACCCUGUGUUCCAACACCGUCAUGAGAUUCAAACGGAGAUUGCUGGUGGACCUGGAGGGUAUUGCUAAGGAAGUGGCAUCAGUGGUCAUCAAGGCCAGAUGUCUUGUUCCUGAGCUGAAUGUGUUCCCCAUAGUCCUGGCGUACCAUGAGUGCCUCCUGAAGGUGCCAUACGAGAGGAAGCUCCUUGUUACGAAUCCCUCCAGCCUUCCUGGCUGCUACGGGCUUGUUCUCCAGCAACGCAAGGACGACUCUCCCGUGCUCUACUCCAGCCCCAAGCCCUGUGGGAUUGUGCAGCCUUACGGCACUGCAGAGAUCCCAGUUAUCAUCGAAGUGCAGACGCUGGGCGAGCAUCGCACCAAGAUUCUCGUUGGCGUGUUCGGGGAUGAGAGAAACCCACGGGCUUCCAAAUCCUACUGCUUUGUUAUUGAACCCAGUGAAGGAGUGAUCCCUGUUUUGGGUGAGGUUCCUGUGACUGUCACAGCAACCCUGGAUGACACUGUGGGUUUUGAUGACACUGUCCAGCUGUUCAUUAGGAACAGCCUUUGGAGCACCGUCUUUCUCCAGGCUUUCGGCAUUGGCACCACAAUUGUCAUAGACAAACCAUUUGCCCCAGAGCUCAACUUGGGAUACCAAUUCAGUCUCCAAGAUGAUUCCCAGCGCCCCAAACGUUCCAAGCCUGCGUUUGGGGUGAAGUCACCGAGGAUGGGCCUGCAGCGAGGCCAGUCUGAGGACAUGGUGCUGCGAGGCUUCUCCCGCAUCCCACAGGAGGUGCAGGAUUAUGUGUUCUGUGAAGCCAUCAUUGGGACAUCCCCCUAUAUGGAAAGGAUAAUAGAAACAAUCAUUACCUGUGAGUUCAUUCACCCCUCUAUAGAAGUAUCAGCCAGACAAUUCUCUUUCUAUGUGGAGAAGAAACCCAGCGAUGUCCUGACACUGCAGUACCAGCCUUUGUCUUUAAAAAACACCUGCCUGCUGCCACUGGACCUCAUGCUGCACUUGGAGCAGCCAUUCCUGGUCUGUGAUAAGGAGCAGCAGCCCCUCCCAGGUGAUUAAUUACUGCUCAUCUCCUUGCAGCCUGUGAGAGUGGAUGUAGGGGAGACCUGUCAUCUCUACAUCGUGUUUGACCCAGCUUAUGAACUGGAUUUUAAGAGCUGGAGAAAAGAGAAGGUUCUGAAGAUAGACAUGGUCAGGGGCCAUCCUUUUGUGGAGCGUAUCAGCCUUGAGGGAGAAGUUCACUUCCCAAAUCUCCAAAUGGAGCCCAGCUCUGUGGAGUUUGGCUUCAUCAGGCCUGACACGGAAGAAGUGCGUUCCCUGGAGAUGACCAACUGCAGCCCACUGCCCGUCCAGUACCGCUGGUCAUUCCGUUCCGACAGCGAGGUGACCAGGUUUAGGAGCUGCUCUCUGCUCCUUGCCUUCCUCCCUCGCGUUGUGCUGGAGGAUGCCCAGAAAGUGCAAUCAGAUCAACUUCCUGAAUACCCUCGCCUCCAAGUAGGGUUUGAGGGAAUCAGCAUCUCCGUGGACGAACCGCAGACUUCCCUCGAAGCGGAGGAGGCUUUCAGUAUCCUGCCAAUGUCAGGUGUGCUGCAGCCAGGUGAGAGCCAGCAGGUCUCCUUCACCUUCUCUGGCCACCUCAACACCAUCUCUGAUGUCACGGCGCUGUGCCACGUGGAGGGAGGCCCCACCUACGAGGUGCUGGUGACCGGGGAGAUCUCACAUUUCAGCUACCUCGUGAGGCCCCAGGAGAUCAACUGUGGCUUACAGAUGUUUAAUGAAAUUCAUCACAGCGAUGUCACCCUGGUGAACGGUGGCAAGAUUGAAUUCAACUGGGUGCUAAAGCCUAGCCCUGCAGACAAGCAUCUGCCUGGCGUGUUUCUGGUCAACCCCACCACUGGUUCCCUUGCAGCUGGUGAGACGCAAGUGCUGAAAUUCUCUUACAUGCCAGGAUUACCAGGAGCCUUCAGCAGGACUUAUCAGCUUAAAGUGGGUGACCAGCAACCAGAAAAUAUCUGCCUGAAAGGAGAAGCAUCCUUUCCCAUGAUCAGUCUGGACCUGCCCUGGAGCAUCAGAGGAAAUGAAAAAUAUGAGAAGACACUGAAACGGCUCAUAAAACGCCGGCAAAUAUACGAUCCCAGCUAUAAAUCAGUUGUUCUGAAGAAGCCUCAGAGCCCAAAGAUUGAGACCUUGAAGUCUCAGACCUUGAAGACUCAGAACCCAAAGAGUCAGGACCUGCAGCCCAGCGUGCUUGCCUCUGGCACUGUAUCAGACUCUCAGGUGCAGAUAAAGAUGAUGAGGAUGCUGGUAGAGAAACCUUUUGUAGAGCUGCAGCAAAUUCUUCCGACCCAUCCCCUGAAGAGCAGGUUCCCUGACAAGGAGCUGUGCCAGAGUCUUGCCAAAGCUGAGCUGCUCGAGUAUGUCCUGGACAUGGGCCCUGUCCUUAGGGGUUACACUGAGACACACUCUCUGAAGAUCACCAACCCUGGGCAGAUCCAUGUGUCCUUCCAGGUCGAUGUAUCUGUCCUGCAGGACACAGGUUUCAGCGUGGGCCUGGACCAGAUGAUUUGCCUGCCCCCCAACAACAGCGUGGACUUUGACGUGCGCUUUGAAAGUGCCAACAAGCCUUAUGGUGACGUGGAAGUGCUGCUGCCCAUAGAGGUGACAGAAGGCCCUAUGUACAGCAUCCGCAUCCGUGCCACUGUGUCUGAAGUGUCACUCACCCUCACCAAGAACAGACUGCAGUUCUCUGACAUCCUUGUUGGGCAGUGCCAGGUUGAGACCAUCCGACUCUUCAACUGGUUCCGAGUACCCUGCAAAUGGUUCAUUGCUUCCAACAAGCCUGCUCUGAAGGGCUUCCCUCCUGCUGUAGGCUAUGGGGCCACACUUGGUUUGGCUGUGGGUGCUCUCAGCUCCGUGUCAGUGUCUCAGAACACGAGGAGACCUCACAUGAUUGGUUUCUGUGCCCAGAAGAAUCAACAGGAGCCCUGUCCCUUUGACGUGACGCCCUCCAAAGGAACCCUUGAUCCAGGAAAGUGGCAGGAUCUGCAAAUCCAGUUUACACCCGAGGAGGAGAGGUCUUACGAGAAUGAGCUGGAGUUUAUAAUUCGUGGGAGAAGCAGUCGCUUAAAGCUGCACCUCUCAGGACAAGGUCUGGAGCCACGGUUGGAGUUCAGACCCCCAGCACUAAAGAUGGGAUGGAUGCUGGUGGACAGCGAUGGGGUGGAGGCCACAGUGGUGGUGAAGAACCCAUGCAACUUCCCCAUUGAGUUUUACUCACUGGAUUUUGAUGAGCAGUACCUUGAGGAGGAGAAGAUCCUGCGGAUGGCAGUGGGGUCUGAGUACCAAAAGAGCUUUUUUAUGCCUCCACGUGCCAUGGGUGAGACACUGCCUCCAGAGGUGCUGCAGGACCACGAAGCACACAGGAGGCCAAAGGCUCAACAGACAGAGCUCAAGCCCAUGGCAGAAGCCAAGGCCAGGGCUGAGGUCAAGGCCAUGGGCAAGGCAGCAGCAGCAUACCACAGGACCGUCCUACUCACUCCUGAGUCCCUGCUGAAAGAGACUGGGAAUCCUGUCUCUCGGGCUGUCGUGCGCCACCUGGGCAUUGCCCCGUCCUCCUGCGAAGCGCAGCCCCACCAAGGAGGGAUGGUUGUCAUCAUCCAUGGGCCACCCCGGGCAGGAAAGACAGAGAUAGCAGCAGGCCUGUGUCAGUAUUACGACGCUGCUUACGUGUCCAUUGACACUGUGGUGAAAGAGGCCAUGGCCAAGGACGGGAGCCCAGCGGGGCUCCGUGCCCGGGAGCUCUGCACCCAGGCUGCCAUGGAGCUGGAAGGCAAAGACGAAGGUGAUGCUGAUAAAAAGUCUCAGACCAAGAAUAAACGAGCCUCUGGGGAAAAAAUCGACAAGAAUGUCAAAGACAAGACCCCUCCAGCACAAAAGAAGGACUCAGCCAGCAAACUGGACAAAAAGGACAUCAAGUUCACAGUUUCCACUGCUCCUGCACCCCAGCAGCUGAACAUCAUCAGCAGCCGUGGAGAAGAGCUGAACUGCUUGAGCUGUGUGCUGCCCGAGGAGCUGCUGGUGGACAUCCUCAGUGAGAGGCUGAAGUGUAAAGACUGCUCCAAGGGAGUGAUCUUUGAUGGCUUGGAGAGCCUCUUUACAAGCAGCCUGGAGUCUUCUCUACUCUGUGUACUCAAAGCUGUCAAGAAUCGUUGUCAUAUCUUCAUGGUGAACCUGCAUGAGGAUUAUGCUUCUUGGAAAGCCAGGGAGGAAUCUGAAAGAAAGAGGAGGGAAGCUGAAACAGAGAAGAAAGAAUGUAUCUUGCAAAUAGAUGAGGAUGACUAUUAUGCCCUCCCUAAGGAGAAGAAAGCAGAAGUGGAUAAAAUAAUACUGGAAAGGAAGCGCAUACGGAGGAAAAAGGAGCUGAAGCGGCUGGCUCAAAAGCGUGAGGAAGAGGCAAAAGCCUUAGAGGAGGAAGAGAGGCGGAAGGAGGAAGAAAGGCGGAAGGAGGAAGAGAAGCGGAAGAAGGACAAGAAGGGUGUCUCUGUGGGGAAGCAACCUCCAAAACCAGAGAAGGGGAAAACCAAACCCCCAGAGAAGAAGGAAACCAAACCCCCAGAGAAAAAAACUAAGACUCCAGAGAAGGAAACCAAAAUCCCAGAGAAGGAAACCAAACCCUCAGAGAAGGAGGAAACCAAAGCCCCAGAAAAGAAGGAGGAAACCAAAGCCCCAGAAAAGAAGGAGGAAACCAAACCCUCAGAGAAGAAGGAAACCAAAAUCCCGGAGAAGGAAACCAAACCCUCAGAGAAGAAGGAAACCAAAGCCCCAGAAAAGAAGGAAACCAAAAUCCCAGAGAAGGAAACCAAACCCUCAGAGAAGAAGGAAACCAAAAUCCCAGAGAAGGAAACCAAACCCUCAGAGAAGAAGGAAACCAAAACCCCAGAAAAGAAGAAAACCAAAAUCCCAGAAAAGAAGAAAACCAAAGCCCCAGAGAAGAAGGAAUCCAAAAUCCCAGAAAAGAAGGAAACCAAAGCCCCAGAGAAGAAGGAAGCCAAAAUCCCAGAAAAGAAGGAAACCAAAGCCCCAGAGAAGAAGGAAACCAAAAUCCCAGAAAAGGAAACCAAACCCCCACAGAAGAAAGAAACCAAAGUCCUAGAGAUUAAGAGAACCAAAAUCCCAGAGAAGUGGAAAUACAAAGCCCCAAAGAUGUGCGAAAUCAUAAUCCCAGAAAAGGAGGAACCCAAAGCCCCGAAGAAGGGGGGAACCGAAAUCCCAGAGGACCCAGCUGAGAUGGAGAACUUGAUCCUGAGGUUUCAGAUCUAUGAUUCAUCGCAGCAGAAUGUUGCACAGGUUUUCUCCUGCUGGGACAGGGUUCAGGGUACCAUGCAGGGUACCAUUCAGGGUACCAUGCAUGGAUCUGUGAUCCAAAAGGGAAAGUCUUCAGCUGAAAACAAAGGUCAGAAAACCAAUAAGCCUGUGGAGAAGAAGCCUGAACAAAAAAGUGGAGACCAAAGGAGUCUUCAGUCAUCUCAGCUGGGGACACAAAGUGAAGCUGCCGAAGGAGCAGUCGGAGACGAGCACAUUGGGGUGCCGUGCUUGGACAUUGAGGUCUCAGAUCCAAAGGCCAUGAUUGGGGAGAUCCUGAGGGAUGGGAAGCUGCCAACGGAAGAACAGCUGCUGAAACAUCUGGGACUGCAUCCUGACGGCCCUCCCCUUCCCCCUGCUGCUGUGCUCUCCAUAGUCGAGUACCCAGAGGAGAGGCUGGGCUCUGCAGAGCGUGUGGAGCCCUUCACCAUUGUGGCACCAGAAGGUGCUGCUAUGGAAGAGGAUCUGGCCAAGGCCCCAGAUGUGAAGGGCAGUUCUGCCAAGGGCCAUCCAAAGACAGCAAUGUCUGAAGCCUCCUCUUUAAUUGCCAGGCUGAAACGGUACCGGUGGAUAGUGCCUGCCCACGGUGAGGUGGAACUGAAGGUCCACUUCUCUGCCAAAAAGCCAGGGAAGUUUGAGCAGACACUGAGGUUUGAGCUCGUGCAGUCAAAGCGCCAGUACGAGCUGCCCUGCCGUGGCACCGGCCUCUACCCCAGCAUCAGCCAGAACCCUCGGGUGGUGUUUCCACAGUGCAGGAAAACCAUGAAGGAAGAUGAAGUCAUCUUCAAGGAAUACGUUGAGAGCACAAAGCAAUUCCACUUUGGACCGCUGCUGUGUGGGAAAUCAAGAGAGUGGUACAAGACCCAGAACGGUCCCAGAAACACGGAGAAGCUAACCAUCCUCAACAUCUCCCCCAUGGUCGUAGAGGUCCAGUUCUCUUUUGAGAAAGAUCGGAAAACAAGGACCUUUGUUGUGGACCCUCGCCGCAUGACCCUGAAACCAAAGGAGAAGCGGGAGCUGACCAUUUGGGCAUACCCCACCUCCCUUGGCUUCCUGGAAGACAAACUCAUCUGCAGCAUUGAGAAGAACCCGGAGCCAGUGGUCUUCAGCCUGUGCUGCCAUGGGGUGCAUGUGAAGCUGGAGGUCAGCCCCUCGGAGCUCUCUUUUGACAAGCUGCUUUUGCAUAGGACUGACAGCAGGACCUUGGUCCUGAAAAACAACAGCCUGCUGCCCAUGGCCUGGCAGCUCAAUGGGCUGGAUUACCUUGCUGAGAACUUCUCCUUGUCACAAGAUAAUGGCAUCCUUGAUCCCUGCUCAGAGUUUGAAGUGACACUGCAUUUCAAGGCUGAGCAGAUUGGCAUAAUUGAGAAGAUCCUCCGACUAGAGGUUUCAGAUACAGAAAACGCCCUGGGGGUUGUCCACACUGAAAAUAUCGAAAUCUCUGCAGAGGUCUAUGAUGUUUCUCUGACCAUUGACUUCAUACCUGAAGGUCCAGAAGGAAGCUUGGACUUUGGAACCAUUAAUGUCAUGGAUAACGUGAAGAAAAUCCUAUGUCUAAAGAACAAAGGGGUAUACAACAUUGAGUACAGGUUCACGCUGAAGGGUACAGGUCCCAGGAUGCGAGACGUGGCAUCCCACUUCACUGUUGUGCCUCAGUCGGGCGUGCUGAUUGCCUCCCAGCCUGCUGUGAAUGUUGAGAUGCUCUUCCACCCCACAAAUGAAAUGCUCCUCAAGAACAGACCCAUCCUGUACUGCCAGGUGAUAGAUGCCAGAUCAGGUCGAGGAGGCCAGGCUGUCGCCGACAUCCCACUGAAGGUGUCGGCCAAAGCCGUGUACAGCAAGUACAGCAUUGAGCCUGCCUCACCCAUCAACUUUGGAGCCAUGAUCAAGGGCACCAAGAAGAGCCAGACUGUGGUGCUGGAGAACAAAGGCAUGCUCCACUUCAAAUUCUGCAUCCGCCAACCACCCGAGGAUGCGUCUACAUCGGAAAGCAAAAGUUCAAAGGAAGGGGAAUCUGCUCCACUGGCUAUGAGGCUCUCAACAGCAAGGAAAUCAAGCUCCUUGACACAGAGUCACCUCAGUCUUGGCAUGUUCACGGUGUCCCCCUGCUCCGGCUCCAUCGGUCCGUGGGGCCAGCAGAAGAUCACAGUGGAAUGCUUCGCAGGGCAGGAGGGGAAAUGUGAGGAGCAGCUCUACAUUGACAUCCCGGGCAGAGACCCCAAGGAAAAUCCCCUCGGCGUUCCCUUCACCCUGAUUGCCGAGUCCUGCCUCCCAGGACUUGCUGAGGAUGUGAUGUUAAUCUUCGAGGAGUACCCGAUCUGCAGCAGCACCGACCUCGACCGCAAGCUGCAGUCAGUGAAAGGCACGGGCCUGUUCAUCAGAGAUGAGAACAGGUUCAUCUUCAACAAGAUUCUGGUUGGCCAACAGGCAGAAGCUCAUUUUAGUAUCUACAGUGCAAGCAGCCUGCCAUGUGAUGUGGUCCUCUCCAUCAAACCUCUGCCUGGAGAGGAACAAAUCCCUAUCAACAACAUUUUCAAGUUGGAUCCAGUCAAGAUGUCCAUUCCUGGCUCAUCCUCUGCUGUUGCUACAGUGACCUUCACCCCGCCGGAUGAGCAGAACUACAACUGCACUUUCAAGGCUUCCCUUGUCAUCCCAAAAAGCCCUGUGAAAAUUAAACCCCAAACCGUGACCUUCACCAUCAGUGGGAAGGCGCACGAGGCACAGCUGACAGUCGUGUGCCCCAGUGCUCGCAGCAAGAGGGGAACGGCCGUGCUGCGCUUCAAGAGGCUCCGGGUGGGGAGAUCCGAGAAGCUGCCCCUGGUCGUCCGGAACGAUGGCAUCAUACCUCUCAAGUUUAUGUUACGCCUGGAGCACGAGUACGGAGCGUUCUUCUUGAAGGGCAGGGCCUCCACACUCGAGGUAUUCCACACUGAAGAUGAGGACUCCGUCGGAAAUGAGAGCAAGCCCACAAAGCCUUUCUUCCUUCUGCAUCGCGGGGAAUCAACAGAGUUUGAUGUCAUUUUCAAACCCACCCUGGCUCAACGUCUGGAAGGGAAGAUUCGUCUGUUGGUGGGGGACACCUGCUCUAACAAGAUCCUAGUAGAGCUGGUGGGUGAAGGCCACAGGGACAGAUUCGCCUUCAGAGGACUAAAGGAAGACACAGAGGAAAGGGAUGCUAAGAGCAGUCUGAAUAAAGACAUCAUUGAUGCUAUCAGAGUGAACCACGUGGACUUUGGGCACUGUCCCGUCGGGAAGCGCUGCCGCAGGACCUUCGCCAUCGUCAACCGCACCCGGCACCGGUUCCUGCGCUUUGAGUGGGAGGCAGACGGCCCAUUCCACAUCUCCCCCAAGGUGGGACACCUCCGUCCUCGCCGUGCCAAGGAGAUCAAAGUGUCCUUCAAAUCAAAUGUCCCAGUCACCUACAGGAGGCACCUUGUGAAAUGUAAGGUGACCAAGAUCGAGUUUCAGCUGCCACCAAGGAAGGUUCCGGACUGGGAUGACCGAAAGUGCAUUGUCUCAUGGAAGACUACCCCCAGGAAAGACCCAGGAGACAAAUUCUAUAAAAUGGAGAAGGUGGUCGAGCCAGUCCCCGAAACGGAUCACACUGUGGUGGAGGACAGCACCCAGGAGGCCGAGGUGUGCCUCAGUGCUGCUGUUGCCUACACCCAGCUGAAGACGAACACCAUCGUGGUUCAGUUCAAGGAUACCUUGCCCUUCCAGACAAGGACAGCCACUUUCAGAAUUCACAACACAGGGAAGGUAGCCCUGGAAUACUACUGGGAGGAACUUGUAGCUAGUAAACCAGUGAAGAAGCCAUACUCAGUCGCUCUGAUGCGUCGGUUCCUCUCCAAUAAAGUUGUAAAGCAUCGCAGAAAGCUGCUGCGUCGUUACUGGCGGCGGCUGGCCCGUCCUCCUAAAGUGCGGCGGCGGCGGCGCCAGCUGCGGCGGCCUCUCAGGAACGAGGACUUUACCCAGUGGUGGUGCCAGCUGGUGCGCCUGGAUCCCGACCUAUUGCUGGGUCCUCUGGAUGAGGAGGAUUCCAAGCAGCAGCAGGAUCUGACCGAUGAAACACCGGCAGCACUGUUCUCCAUCGACCCCUACCGCGGCACCCUGGCUCCUGGCGAGAUGCAGACCUUCCAUCUGCGCUUCUCCCCGAAGGCUGUGGGGAAGUUUAAGACCAUCAUGGUGUGCAGGAUUCCUAAGCUGAGGCCAAGUCAGAAGAGGGUGCGGGUGAUUUUGAAAGGCAGGGCCCGGGACAAGAAGAAGAAGAGCUUUGGUAAACCCAAACGCCCGGCGUUACGGCAGAGGGAGGAGAGCCCGAGGCCCAAGAAGCAUGUGCACUGGAAACUGCCCCCUGAGUGA
Agelaius phoeniceus (red-winged blackbird) is the source of this 11583-nucleotide messenger RNA. The record is from RefSeq and is a predicted model, not a curated record. Lineage: Eukaryota; Metazoa; Chordata; Aves; Passeriformes; Icteridae.